CGAGGUACCCAGAGCCGACAAACCGGAGCCACAGAGUGUUGCCAGAAGCCCCGCCCCUAGGAGUGAUCGGAAAGCCUCACCCAUCCGGGUGAGGAACCUGGAGGGACCGCCUCAGGGCGGAGCCCGCCGACCAUGGCUACGCCCCCGGGGGCCGGUCCUGCAGCUCUACGCUUCGCCGCCGCAGUUAGCCGGCAUGUUGUGAGCGGACGUGUGGAACAUUUUCCCCGAGUUCUGCAGUUUCUGCGAUCUCUGCGCGCUGUUGCCCCUGGCUUGGUUCGCUGCCGGCACCACGAACGCCUUUGUAUGGGCCUAAAGGCCUAGGUGGUGGUGGAGCUGAUCCUGCAGGGCCGGCCUUGGGCCCAAGUCCUGAAAACCCUGAAUCACCACUUUCCAGAAUCUGGACCUAUAGUGUGGGAUCCCAAGGCUACAAAGCAGGAUCUGAGGAAGAUUUUGGAGGCACAGGAGACUUUUUACCAACAGGUGAAGCAGCUGUCGGCUCCUGUGGAUUUGGCCUCCAAUCUGCAGGAACUUGAACAAGAAUAUGGGGAACCCUUUCUGGCUGCCAUGGAAAAGCUACUUUUUGAGUACUUCUGUCAGCUGGAGAAAGCACUGCCUACACCGCAGGCACAGCAGCUUCAGGAUGUGCUGAGUUGGAUGCAGCCUGGAGUCUCUAUCACCUCUUCUUUUGCCUGGAGACAAUAUGGUGUGGACAUGGGGUGGCCACUUCCAGAAUGCUCUGUUACUGACUCAGUGAACCUGGCUGAGCCCAUGGAACAGAAUCCUCCUCAGCAACAAAGACUAGCACUCCACAAUCCUCUGCCAAAAGCCAAGCCUGGCCCAUGUCUUCCUCAGGGACCAUCUUCAAGGACGCGCCUAGAACCUCUAGCUGGCCGCCACUUCAAUCUGGCCCCUUUAGGCCGACGAAGAGUCCAGUCCCAAUGGACGUCCACUAGGGGAGGCCAUAAGGAGCGCCCCACAGUCAUGCUGUUUCCCUUUAGGAAUCUGGGCUCACCAACCCAGGUCAUAUCUAAGCCUGAGAGCAAGGAAGAACAUGCGAUAUACACAGCAGACCUAGCUGUGGGCACAAGAGCAGCCUCCACUGGGAAGUCUAAGAGUCCAUGCCAGACCCUGGGGGGAAGGGCUCUGAAGGAGAACGCAGUUGACUUGCCUGCCACAGAGCAAAAGGAGAAUUGCUUGGAUUGCUACAUGGACCCCCUGAGACUAUCAUUAUUACCUCCUAGGGCCAGGAAGCCAGUGUGUCCUCCAUCUCUGUGCAGCUCCGUCAUUACCAUAGGGGACUUGGUUUUAGACUCUGAUGAGGAAGAAAAUGGCCAGGGGGAAGGAAAGGAUUCUCUGGAAAACUAUCAGAAGACAAAGUUUGACACCUUGAUCCCCACUUUCUGUGAAUACCUACCCUCUUCUGGCCACAGUGCCAUGCCUGUUCCUUCCUAUGACUGUAGAGACAGCUCUAGACCCCUGUGAUAGAACUAAAAUGCCCUUUGUACUCUGCCUGUCUCCUACCUCCUCAGCUCUGCAAGUCGUUUAGUAGGAAUGAAGUGGAAGUCCAGGCUUGGAUUGCCUGACUACACUGCUAAAAAUAUUUGUAAUGCUUAAUAAUUAAACUUUGGAUUUGUUAAAAUAC
Molecule: messenger RNA, 1642 nt
Organism: Piliocolobus tephrosceles (Ugandan red Colobus)
Lineage: Eukaryota; Metazoa; Chordata; Mammalia; Primates; Cercopithecidae
Product: TERF1-interacting nuclear factor 2-like
Biological process (GO): regulation of telomere maintenance via telomere lengthening; telomere capping
Cellular component (GO): shelterin complex
Molecular function (GO): telomeric repeat DNA binding
Source: RefSeq, a predicted model, not a curated record